This is a messenger RNA of Exophiala dermatitidis NIH/UT8656, 1800 nucleotides long. RefSeq lists its product as uncharacterized. NCBI's taxonomy places the organism in Eukaryota, Fungi, Ascomycota, Eurotiomycetes, Chaetothyriales, Herpotrichiellaceae. The transcript is spliced from 3 exons. The record is from RefSeq and is a predicted model, not a curated record. Bases 1 to 1800 code for a protein of 599 amino acids.
AUGGAUGCACGGCUAAGGAUAUCUUUCGACAACCAGGUUAGGAGAGUUCACACCCAUCCACGUUUGCUAUUCCGCGCUUUUGAGCCAGCUCACGGCCUUAAGGCUCGACGAUUUCUUGAUGACUCGUCCGAGUCGGCAAUCCCUCCGCCACCGGCUUUUGGAACCAGCGCCUUCCGCCAUCUAGUCGAGCAACAUUUGAGGGAAGUCCCGUUUUCGUCGCCUUUUCUUUCCUGGAGCCAGAACCCGAGACGGGCUCUUGAUCUUAUCGAAAAAGGUGCCAAGCCUCGCUUUCUGGCGGUAAUUGACUACAACGACUACUGUGAGGAACUGGAGAGCAGGUUCGGCAGAGGUGUUGGGUUAUGGCUCGUCCCAAGCAUUUGUCAGCGUUACGGCUUUCGUGAUCUGGAGAAGGCGGGGGAGAGCACCAGUGUUGGCUCAGGUACUAGGCCACGUCGUCGUGGCUACACUGGAAUUGGAGAGUUUUUAUCUUGGGGCUCGGUGCGGUGCGAGCCCGUUGCGAUCCUUGGUAAAGGUGCCAGCUUGAGACUCUACUACACUAUGAAGAGUUUCGAAACUGUGGAUUUCAUCUCUGGAGUUAUGCUUCGUCAGUGUCUUUACGGAGUACGUUCUCUCUACCGAGAGGUCCUUGCGAAGAGCUUACUCCUUGCCUUCAAGAAAAUGAAGAAUCGUGGCGGGUUUGCUUACCGCAGCUUCAUCCGAGGCAUUUACGGCGAUUCAGAACGUGCUUCGACAACAACCGAACCUUCUGAUCAAGAUGACGACUGGGAGUCACUGUCGACUGCAGAUGACGAAUUUUCUAGUCGCCGAAUGGAGAUGGAGAUUACACCGACUGGAAGUCUUAAAUCUAUCAUCACGGUAGAGAUUCCUAGAACAACCCCAACCUCCGCAUCACAAGCUUCACCAAGAGGUAAGGUGGCGGCUCAAUUCAAGGCUUCGCUAAUGAGAUAUGACGAUCAAGAAAUCGUCCCGUGGGGGCUGGAUACAGAGCACCAGGAAAUGCAUCUACAACCUGAUUCCGUUCUUUUCACCACCGACGAUACUGAGAAUGGCGAGGAUCUGAUAUGGCAAGAAACAGAUUCUGAGGUAGUUGAGAGCACCGAAAAUGCCAUUGAGCCCGGAGAACUGUCUAACGAGUUGGAGCCUCCUGGGACAGCGGAAAAUUUGAACCCUGCCGUGGAUUUGGAUACUGCCGACGACGACUUUGCAACGUUCUUGGAAGAACUUUUUGAAUGGGCCAAGGUUCCUACACCACUGGCAAGUCGUCCUCCUUCGACGCCAGCCACGCCACGUUUGCUUAAGGACAGCCUGACAGAGAGGAUACCGACUCCAGCUAUCGAACCACCAGCUUCAUCCAGCAAGAAUACUUUGCUCAAAGAGGCCGUGAAACGGUCGAUGAAAUUGCUCACUGGCGAAACACCGGCACCGACUCGCCCUCGGUCCAUAUUACCUUCGGGGCAGCAACUACUCACAAACCACUGGCGUACCAAGAAGCGCUCUGCAGCUGAUUUUGUCGAUUGUAUCACCCCGAGUGAUGAUCUGAUGUCGCCACCACAGACAAAGGAGAAAAAGCAACGACGAGAAGAUGCAGUCUCCAGGGUCAAUGCCCCACUUGGUUCGAACAACUGUCGAGAAGUGCAAACCAAAACCAAUAUUGUCGUCAUCGAGGACUCAGAUGAUGACCUCGAAAUCAUUGCCGAGACUACAACUGGACUUCGCCGACGCCGUACUGUUCUGGCCGAAUGCAGUCGAAGUUCGACUCAGAUUGUGUUGCUGGAUUGA